AUGCGCGAAUUUGCUGUUGCGACGUUCGUUCCUCACGCUGGGCAAAACAUCACAUCCCCCACCUCCGCCGCGAUCACCACAGGCGGGCUAGCGCCCGUCUCUGAGCAGCCGCAGGUCGCGCUCGUAGGGGCGACGGCGGUGCAGCGCAUCGGGCAGCGCAACCUCAUCGGCAUCAUCGUCGCCGCCGUGCUCGUCUUCCUCGGGCUCGUGCUCUGGCUCUCGUUCGGCCGCUGGCCGCGCGCGGGCAUGCGGCGGAUCCGGGCGCGGCUCGCGCGCGGGGAUAAGCGCGCCGCCAAGAGCGCUGCGAGCGGGGCAGGCGGAGGCGGAGGCGGGGCUGGGGGAGACUCGGACGAGAGCUUCGGGUCGGCGCCGGGACAUGAGCGGGACGACAAGCGAGGGGACGGCGCGGGCGAGGUGAUACGGCAGUGUGAGUCGCCGCUGCCUGCGGCGAUAGAAGAACUGGACAGUUUGGACAGGGACGGCGGGGGGACGGACUCGCGGCACGUACGGUUCGCAUGA
Messenger RNA from Trametes versicolor FP-101664 SS1, 519 nucleotides. RefSeq lists its product as uncharacterized. The transcript is spliced from 2 exons. The record is from RefSeq and is a predicted model, not a curated record. Lineage: Eukaryota; Fungi; Basidiomycota; Agaricomycetes; Polyporales; Polyporaceae. The coding region runs from base 1 to 519 and encodes 172 amino acids.